GCCACCGCCAGCAGCCGCUGUAACCUCCCCGUCCCCCGGGGCCGGCGCGUCCCUCCUUUCCCUGCCGGCCGGGCGAGGUGUUUCCCCGCGGGGGCGCGGACCGGCCGCCCGCGACCCGAGAUGUGACCAUGGACAGCAGGAUCAAGCAAAAUCCAGAAAGUACAUUUGAUUUGGUACUCAAGGUAAAAGGCCAGGCUUCUGAAAAUGAAGAUCCGGUGGUACUGUGGAAGUUCCCGGAGGACUUCGGAGACCAGGAGAUGCUGCAGAGUGUGCCGAAGUUCUGCUUUCCCUUUGACGUUGAAAGGGUGUCCCAAAAUCAAGUAGGACAGCACUUUACCUUUGUGCUUACAGACAUUGAAAGUAAACAAAAGUUUGGAUUUUGCCGGUUAACAUCAGGAGGCAAAGUCUGCCUCUGUAUUGUAAGUUACCUGCCAUGGUUUGAGGUAUACUACAAAUUGUUAAAUACUCUGGCAGAUUAUUUGGCUAAAGAACAGGAAAAUGACUUGAAUGAUAUGUUAAAAUCACUGUAUAGCCACCCUGUGCCAAAGGCAAACACUCCUGUCAGUUUAAACGUGAAUCAAGAGAUGUUUUUUGCAAGUGAGCAAGUUCUGAAAAAUCAGCCGUACCUAGUAUCGCAUUCGUACUUCAUUACUCCUGAUCUAACUGGAUUGCCAACAAUCCCAGAAAGUAGAAAUCUUACUGAAUAUUUUGUUGCUGUGGAUGUGAACAACAUGAUGCAACUUUAUGCCAGUAUGUUGCAUGAGAGACGAAUCAUUAUUACCUCUAGCAAACUAAGCACUUUAACUGCUUGUGUUCAUGGGUCAGCUGCAUUGUUAUAUCCAAUGUAUUGGCAACACAUAUACAUCCCAGUGCUUCCUCCACACCUUCUGGACUACUGCUGUGCACCGAUGCCCUAUCUAAUUGGAGUUCACUUAAGCUUAAUUGAAAGAGUAAAAAAUAGAUCACUGGAGGAUGUGGUUAUGCUAAAUGUUGACACAAACACUCUAGAAAACCCAUUUAAUGACCUGAACAACCUACCUAGUGAAGUGGUCUCAGCCUUGAAAAAUAAACUGAAGAAGCAGUCUACAGCUACGGGCGAUGGAGUAGCUAGGGCCUUCCUUAGGACACAGGCAGCAUUGUUUGGAUCUUACAGAGAUGCACUAAGAUACAAACCUGGAGAGCCUAUCACUUUCUGUGAGGACAGUUUUGUGAAGCAUCGUUCCAGUACUACCAAACAGUUCCUAGAAACUGCAGUGAAUCUUCAACUUUUUAAACAGUUUAUUGAUGGUCGACUAGCAAAGCUAAAUGCAGGAAGAGGGUUCUCAGAUGCUUUUGAAGAAGAGAUCACUUCUGGAGGCUUCUGUGGAGGAAAUUCAAAAUCUUACCAGCAGUGGGUGCAUACAGUAAAGAAAGGAGGUGCACUAAUCAACACAGCCAUGACCAAAGCCAGCCCUGCUGUGAAGACAGCGUACAAAUUUGCAAAAAGUCAUGCAAAGCAGGGAAUAAAAGAAGUGAGGAGUAAGUUAAAACACAAGGAGAGUGAUGAAGAAUAUGGAACUUGUAGCUCUGGUGUACUACCGUGUGCACCAGUGUAUACAUUACACAAUCAGAAAAGAGGAAAUUCAGAAAAACGAAGACUUGCCCAGACGCGUUUCAACCAACAACUUCCCAAUGUCAGCAAUCAUGAUUCUGCCCUGGAUGAUGAUGAUGAAAUGGACAGAACAAGCAAGUUAUCGUCUGAAGACAGCGAGGAAGCUUCCACUUAUUUUUAUGAUAGUGACGAUUCUGGUGAAACAGGAGUAAAGUCUUAUCACACAGGAGAAAUGGACUUGCUGGGAGAGAUUUUGGACACGCUGAGCACACACAGUUCAGAUCAAGGAAAGCUCUCAGGAGCAAAGAGCCUGGAUUUCUUUAGAUCAAUGGAUGAUAUUGAUUAUAAGGCUAUGAACAAGUCUAGUGCACCUAGUGAGAGCAACCUCGCUCUGCUCUGUAGUGGUACUAAUGAUCUAGUGGAGUGGAAUCUUGGUCAGGAUGAUAGUGUUCUUCGUGGGAAACAGCUCCCUCCAUCGCCAAGGAAGCAAGUUGAUUUUAGUGACCAGAUGGAAUCUGUCUCUGUGCUGCAAGAGGAAAAUAGUGACAAAAUCCUUAGUGCUGACCAUGUGGAUUUCCCUAAAGAUUUUGUAAAGUCAUCUUCUCCAACACGAUCAGUUGCACAGCUUGCUUCUCUGGAAUUUUCCCAAGUAGAUGACUCCUUCCAUAGGAAGAUAAAACCGAAUGAAACACUAAGCAAUACCUCAGAGGAUCAGCUCCCAGUGAACCUUUGUCAGCAUCCAUCCAUUCUAAUUCCUUGGCAAAAAGAAAGGGAUGAAGGAAAGGAAACCCCAGAAGAAAGCGGGCUUCUUCAUGAAGUUGUGUCAUUAUGUAAAAUGACCUCUGCUUUCCACCACAGUUUAAACAUUUCAGAGGAUCAUUACUCGAGUAAUAGCAGUGGAAAUAAAGCCUAAGGGAACUUUGAGAAGAGAAACUACUUCCAUGAGAGGUUAAAGAGAGAUUACUCAGGAGUCCACGUAAUACAUGAUAACCAAAAGAUCACAAAGGAAUAAUUACUUUUACAUUUUAAAAUACUUCUGUUUGUUUAGUACAUGGAUUUAGACAUCUGCUUAUAUGUUUCUCAGUUAAUUCGUUGGCUGUGUUUAAGUCCACAAGAUGGAACUAAAUAUACUAAUGCACUCUUAAAUCAGGUACUAGUUUGUAUGUAUUGAAAUAUACAACUGGUGCAUGGUGCUUACUAAUGUUCCUUUGUGCAUAUAUCCAGAUACUGAAGGUACUGUAUUAUUCCUGUUGGGCAUGAAAUGAACAAAAGAGUUCAAAUUUUUCAGAAAAUUACAAAUAUCGAUGUUUUGUAAUGAUUUAAUUGCCUUAAUCAUUUGGGAAAAGGUUUAAAUAUCUUACAAGAUGACUUGCAAACAUUCAGAAGAGCAAUAAUGAUUUUCCAUGGCAGGUAUCUCCUUGAGCAAAGGGGGAAAAGACCUUUUCUAAACUAAAAGAUCUCUUGUCAAUAAUAGGGAGCUUGUUAUAAACAGAAACUGUGGCCAUGUCUUCCAGACCUUGAAAAGAUAGUGCAUUCUUUUCUCUCAUGAAGUGCUGAAUUAUAAUGUGAAGUUACUUAACUUCUGUUUACAACUAAGGCACUUUAAAGACAUAUUAUCCAGUGUCUCAGUGUAGAUGUUUUCAUCUAGGAAUUUUCAGAAAGGAAAGUGUAAGUGAAAUUGAUAGAUUUUAUUGCUGUUUUUUAAAUUUCUACAAUUUAAUAAUUCUGUACUAAAAUUAAUUUGUGCCACUGCUGAACAUGACCAUUUGAUUUUUACAAGCCCCCUUUAAAAGAAACACAAAAUUAUUGUUUUUCUUCUUAGGAGUUUUGUUUAGUUGUGCUAUGCAGUAUUUUAAAGAGCCAUGAAUGAAGAUUACUUAUAACACUAGACAUCAAAUUGGUUCAGCUAUUAAGAAUGCAAAUUACAAGAAAGGGAAUUAAAUGGAUGCUGCAUGUACUAUAUUUAGGCAUAAACGUUUAUCCCCCUUCGAGCAUGUAGCAUUCCUAAAGGAUAUUUCUGUAUUUAAAAUUCAAAUAGUAGAUUCCUCCCUGAGUGGAGCACAUCUCUUCAUUGUCCUUGUCCACCCCUCUUUGUCCCCUACCCUCUGUGGAUCAGAACGAGUACUUUCUGGGGUGAACCACACUAGGCCAAAAAUGGCAACUUUGAAUACUGUCUAUUGGCAUGUGUAACACAAAGCAAGGAGUAACAGGAUUUGGCAUUGCAAGGAAUGCUCUCCCACUCUUCCUCACCGACAGCAGGAAUCUUCUUCUGUGGCAAGGACGGCUUAGUGGUAUCCUCAGCACAGACCAGGGAGAGCAAGUUGAAGAAGUUAGGGGUUAGGGGCAGGUUGGGCUGCAGUACUUUGGUAGUGGAUCACUGCACAGGUUAACACCAGUUGUCAUGUUUGGGUUUACAAAGGAAGUUUCCUCUUGGCUAAUGUGAUUUGGCUUUUCUUUUCCUGUUUUAUCACCAUGAGCAUCAGGCAAUUGGUUAUGUCAGGUGGCUCAAGGGAUUUGGUGUGUGAUCCCUUUGGGGAGGUUGUGGGGCAGUGGCUGUUCAAUGCUCUGCCCAUGAGAUCUAGUGUCUAAUACUAUCUUGUCAUUUCACAUAACUUGUUGGCAACAUCCCUGGCAUUGUAAAAGAAGGUCUUGUAUCCCAAACUACAGACUCCGGAUGGGAGAAAAGGAGUGGGGAGGCAGAUUUUAGCAACACCACUGGUGAGGAUGGGCCGCAUGACUGGGUAAUGGUAUGAGGCCCCUCCACCAAGGUGCCCCGUUUUACGUACAAAGGAAAAGGUCAGGACUCACAAUUCAUAAUAUAAUGUCCUUGGCUGAUUAGAACAUGAAAGUUUUUAUAAGUGUGUUCAGUGUAUAUUUCUAAAGAGGACCUCAGCAGCUUAUUGGUGCUGAGGAUGAUUGUAAGAUUUGCAUCCUAAUCUGUAAUAGGGUUUUCUGUAGUACAUAUCACCAUAGUAUCUGAGAUGCGAGUGGAGUCUUUAUUUGUGUUAUCCCAAAAAGUGGCACUUGGCAAAGCUGUGUCUGAGUUACUGAGGACCAAAAUCAUUAACCCAUAAACUAUUAAACAUUUUAGUUGGGUUUUCAGAUAUCAAGAAAUAGGAAGUGUCAGGUCUGAACAGUGUUUAAAUGGCGCAGCUCGAAGGAAAACACAGGAUGUUGCAGGAGGUGGUACAGGAAUUGGGAAGCGGCAUUUUUCUUUGAUGGUCCUGAAUCAGUACCCAGGUGGGUUAUGCUGUGCUGUUAGGGGCAUUUAGGAUAAGACAGGAAAAAGAAAAGUUCUACCAAUCUCUUAGCACUUCUUGUUUGAUUGCUACUCUGAUAACACUAGAAAAAUGAAAUGUUCAGUUGCAUUCUUAUUUGUGUAACUGCAUUUUGCUAACCUUAAUUCCCAGAUUCAACUGAGUACAAUAUUCUUUUCCUGUUGUGUGGGGUUCCUGUGUACAGUCCCACCCUUGAGAAGGCAGCUUUCCUUUGUAGGUUUAACAGGGUUGCCACUCUCUGGUUGCAUGCCUCCUUGCAUACAGGUCAGAGAAAGUCGCUCUUGCCACUCAUUGCUUGCUCUGCAAUAGCCCUUCUUCAAAUAACUUGCCCCUCUGACUAGGUUACCAUUUAUAGUCCACCCCUCCUGGUGGGCUUACAAAGUCCAACAGGACAACUGCCCAGAUGCUGCUGCCAGAUGCAUUCAGCCCUCCUCGGGCUCUGUGCCACUAUACCAGUGGCAGGCAGGGGAAUCCGGAGCCACCUCUUAUAUCAGGUUCCAGCUCAGCGACCUUAUAAUGAGCAAUCCAGGUCCUCAUUCCCAUUCCCUGGCACUGUUUCCCCAGUCUCCUUCCUACCAAGCCUCCAUAUCCUCUCUUUCCUGGUUCUCAGUUUACUACUGGAGCCUACUGUACUCCCCAUGGCUACUUCACCCCUCCUAGCCUCUUGCCAGACUCCUUACACCAGAAAAGGAUCCCAGAGCUUACUCUCGCCUUGGAAUUCCUCCUUGCUUCAGUAGGCCUCCCUCCUUCCAGGGGAGCAACUGUGGACUCCUUUACCUGCAAGCUGCCUGCUGCUUUCAGCCUCUUGGUUUUUUAGUGCUGGCCCAGCCCUCCCCCAAGCUGGGCUUCCCUCUCAAUUAACCCUGGCACUCCUCUCAGGUGACCUAAUUAGUGCGUCAGGCCCUCAUUCACCCUAUCAGGACUGGUGUGGGGUGUACACCAUAUCACAAUAAAUGAAGUGAAUUCUUGGGUAGGGCUAGGAGGAAUCAGAAUGAGAUAAUGUGAAAAGACAUUAGGAAUCUACUGGGAUAAUAGGUACUAUGCACAUUUGUAAGAUGUUAUAUUAAAUGCUUUUAUAUCUUAGAGACUUAUCAGUUUCUGUCUUGGAGGAAAAAAUAAGGUUAUCAGAAAUUCCAGUCAUGUUUACUUUUAAAUCUAUAAAAGCAUCUUUCAGGAAUGCAGCAUGAGAUUUAAGGAUGGGGUUUUCAAAAACAUCUAAUGGACCAUCUUUCACUGAGUUUUGAUAGGAGUUGGGCACCUGACUCCCUUAGGCACUUCACUGGAGGAUAGUUUGUAGACAAUACCAGGUUGCUAAUGUCCCUUUAAUGAUUAUUAGGAGUAAAGCACUGAAAAAAAUGAUUUGGGAUUUGUACAACACUGAUGCCUUGAGGGGUUAUUGUUUUAUAAGUAAUAUUCACAUCUCUGAUAAGUGAAAUUGAAGAAGUAGAAAGUUAAUAGAUGACUCUUAAAAUUCAACUUUUUCAAUUAUUUUUAUUGCAAUAGCCAUGAAUGUGUUAGGGUUGCCACACUAAUGUCAAAUCCUUCCCAUAUUGCUGAUAUGAUUCGUAGAAUGUUUACAGUAUUUUGACUAUUGUCUUCCUUCUUUUUGAACCUACAUACCUUAACAUAUAGCCUCGUUGUCUAUGUCUGAUUAAUUUAAAUUUAGCCACAUUUUUAGAUUCUUUACCACUUGACAUCAAAUGUCUUUUUGAAAGGCUAAUAUUGGUGCCUUAUUUAAACAUACAAAAUUACCAGGCAUCUUCCAUAUUAACAACAAAAAACCAGUUAGCCAUGCCAAAUUUAUCAAAUAGAGUAGCAACUCUGCUAUGUUCAGCCAACACAGCUCUACUCUGUCCUUAGUGCAGUAUCAGUCUGUCUGUAGGCCACGUCUACAGUAUUUUGAUUAUCACAAAGAGUCCCAUGAUAAGAAAAAUUGUCCAUGUCAAGGAUUUUACAAGUUUUCAACUAUUCUCAUCUGUGUGAAUUCUCCUAAUGCCUUCUAAAGCAUCAGCAUUAAUCUUCAUCUACUGAUGAGAGCUGAACUCAGUUCAGUGAAAAAGCUGCUCAGGACUCGAGUAGAGGCACCUGUUUUUUAGCUGAAUCAGUAUCUUUAUGAGCGUCCCAUUUUCCCCCCAUGAGGGAAAUAAGAGAUUUUUUUGAUUUAACAUUGCACUCUCUUAUUCCAUACUUAGGGACAAAGUCCUGACCUAGUCAGUUACACUGGGACUUGGAUUUCAGAUCUUGAGUUCAUCUCUAAUAGAUUGUGCACCGUGCCUCCAUGAAGUGAGCCAUAUCCCCAUUCUGCUUAGAGAAAAACAACAUGAGAGCAUCAGGAGAAGGGACAGUCACUCUUCAGGAUUCCCCUCUCUGACUUUUCCCUGUAUUGUUCCACUGGGGUGAUACAGCUGGGCCCCUCAACCCAUGAGCAGAGGGUUCAUCCCCCAGAACCUGUGGAUCUUCAUGGGUAUUCUGGAGUCCUGGGCCUUGUCUCAUUCCAGCUGUUUUGCAGUAUGACUCCAAUGAAGCCUUUUCAUCAAAUCCCGCACAGGGGGGAAGCAUGAUCUGUGGCCCCCAUUAUAGCCUUCUCAUCUCUCCAUGUGUAGAUCCCCAAUACUGUGAAAAUCCUUUACAGAAGUCCAGGGGUGACAGAACCAUGGAUGCCAAUCCCUGACCUCCCUGUAUGCAUGCAGAGAAGAUCUGUACAGGAGAUGAUUGAGGACAGUCUGUCAGUCACAGUGCCAUGUAUUGGGGUAUCAUCACUUCAAAAAUAGGCUUGUUUUGAAGGAAGAGUGGAGUUCGAGAAGCCGAGAAAUAAUUGUCCUGACUGAAACCUUCACAGUCACGUAACAUUACUGAGAGGGAUAUUGCUGAUUGGCUGAAGGUGGGAUUUUCACAAAGUCUCAGCAUUAGCUAGACUCCGCUUUCAGGGAAGUCAGUGGGCGUUUUAACAUUGACUUCAGUGGGAGCAGACUUAGACAAGCACUGAGCAACUUUGAAAUCCUACCUAACUGUUAAAUUUUUUAAGAUUUCAAAAUUUGGGUUUGUAUGUCUUUCAGGCUGUAGAAUGAGUUUUUCCUAACCUUGUGUUGUUGUUAAUUAUAUAUUUCUAGGCAAAGAAUUUUAAAUCAGUUAAAUAGCCUCUAAUUUUCCAUCCACAAUUAAUUGUGGGUUCAGUUCUACAGAACAAUCAGUUGUGCACCCCUCAAAUCAUAUUGGUAAAUGUCUAUAAUCUGUUUUAUGUGCAUGUAAUUGAUUGAGGGAACAAAACUUCAUGCAGGGAAACUAGAUUCUAGGUUGAGACCCUUUUGAAAAUGUGACCCUUUGUGUAAUAAAACUUACAUUAGUAGCCCAUUCAGGAGCAGAGAGCCUACACAACUGCUGAUCCAUGGAAGCUUUGCCCUCCAUCCUCCCUGUCAAUACUAUUGCAAGGAUUGUGGCUGUUCCGAGGGGUUUACAUAGGGGUUUCUGUCUUAGCAGAUGCUUAUUGUCACAUAGGGCACCAUGGGCAGACUGCCCAAAAGAAGUUAGGUGCCUAAGUCUCUAGUUUUGGGAUCACUGCUAUGCCCAAUAUUCCCACUGAAACCCUGAAGGCAUCUAAACCCACUGGACUCCCUAGAAGCCCACAUGUCUGCCCCUGAGCACACACAGUGCUUCCUCCCCGUGGGCAACUGGAUAUCUAUUUCCUGUGUAAGCCCCAGAAUGAUGCACAAACCAGGAGAAAACAAGCUUUCAGCGUUGAACUUGCCUGAGGGGUCUAAUCCAGUAGGCAUGCUCAAAGGCUGCCCACUGAAUCAGGCCCCUAUAGAUGAGCUUAUACAGAACAGUCAGAGGAAGCAGAGGAAAAGGACCUGUCUUGUAUCUUUUAGCACAGUGGUUAGGGUACUCCCCUGGGAGGUGGGAGAAGGGGUUUGAACAGCGAUCUGCUACCUGUUAGGUGAACACUCUAUUCAUGGGCCUGUGGGAUUUCAGCGGGGCUGAGGGUUUCAACCAAAAUAAUUUGGUGAAGUUAUACAAAUUUAUUAAACGUUUUGGUGUCGCUGAAUCUGCAUUUUUCACCAAAACAAGUUUAGGUUGAAAACUUUUGCCCAGCUGUAGUUGAGAUGAAAAGUUCAAAAGAUGAAAAGUUCACAUUUAGAAUCCACUAACAGUAUUAGCCCUGGAACAAUAGAAGUGGAAUUCCAGUAAAUUGACGUUUGAUUCUGAUUGUUUAAAAUGCUGUUAUGUUUCUGUUAAAGUAAGGGAGCUAUUUGGAUGUGGAAGGACACGUAUUGACUUUCAAAAAAUUACUGGAUUUUGUGCAAUAUUUUUCCUUUUCUUUUUUUGAAGUAAUUUAGUUCCAGCAAAUAUGCACAUCUGCUUUUCAAGCAGAUCCUUGAGAUCAUAUUUUUGGAACUGUAUAAAAUUACAUGUAGCAUUUUAAUAUGGUUGUAUGAUAAAAAUAUAAACAGUACGUUGUCACCUGGCAAAUGUGCAUCUCCAAAUGUGACUGGAAAUGAUUGUGUUUGUCAUGUUAUUGUACUAUAGUAAUAGACAUGGUUUCAGCAGUGAUUAAUAAACAAGUCAGCAAAAGUAAUAAUGUCUAUCUUUUACUCACAGUAUGUUACAAGAACAUAGUGGGAGUAACUUCUGUUUAGACAUUUAGAACUUCUGAUGCUUAGUUUAUCACUUGAUUUUUUUUAACAAGUUAAGCAUCUAUUCUCAAUAUAAUCAAUACAAUCAAUGCUAGAUAAUAAUUUAUGGUUGUUACUGUAUGUAUAUCCAGAAUCUAGUUUGUGACAGCCCUAAUUGUGAUAAAUCAUUGCUCAAAUCAAUUGUUACCAGUACCUUUUAAUUUUUUGUAAAUUAAAUUAUAUAUUGAUGUACAUUUUGUUUUAACCUUCAAGCUUCUGUCGAGAACUGGUUUAAAUUAAUUUACUUGAAUGGGGUGAUAAAGCACUGUGGAAUAGUUAGUUUUGAAUGCAACACACAAACAAGCAUAUAUUGUGUUAAUUCACCAUUUUGUUCAGGAGAAGAUAAGUAAAAAUGUUUCAUUUGUUCAAAGAAAUAACUGUUUUUUUAAAUCUGUGUCUGAAAGAGAGAAGGAAAAAGCAUCAGCAUUGAACAGAGAGUAAUAACCUAUCUUGGCAUUAUUCCUAACUUUUUUCAGAGCUUUUUUUAGCAUCUUUGGAAAAAGUCUUUCUAAAGCUCUUAUGGGCCAGUAGGGACAUCUUUAAUUACCUACAGGAAAGACAUGAAGUACAGGAUGUUUUGAGAUAUAAUGCUUUUAUUGAUCCUUUUAAUAAUCACAGAGGUAUUUAAAUAAAUUGUUAACACUGUUGUCUAGCAUGUUUAUAAUUAGAUCAGCCACUGGCUUUUAUUAAAACUGCCACCAAAUUUAGGACUUUACUCUGUGCUGUCGCACAUUUUAGCCUACAGUAUGAAGUCAUCUUCAGAAUUACAGACCAGACCUUAAGACUACUACCAGUAGCACACUGUGUAUGUACAAUAAAUUGUGUUUUUUCCAAGUUAUAAUGUCAGUGCAAAGUUUUUGGUGAACUCCACGUUACCAUGAAGUGCCCCACAUUGUGUUAUAAAAUAAAAUUUACCAAAAUCA
Molecule: messenger RNA, 10462 nt
Organism: Chelonoidis abingdonii (Abingdon island giant tortoise)
Lineage: Eukaryota; Metazoa; Chordata; Testudines; Testudinidae
Gene: DENND1B
Product: DENN domain containing 1B
Biological process (GO): endocytosis; endocytic recycling
Cellular component (GO): cytosol; nuclear speck; intracellular membrane-bounded organelle
Molecular function (GO): phosphatidylinositol phosphate binding; guanyl-nucleotide exchange factor activity
Source: RefSeq, a predicted model, not a curated record